This is a messenger RNA of Mesocestoides corti, 1224 nucleotides long. The record is from the annotation of a GenBank genome assembly. Lineage: Eukaryota; Metazoa; Platyhelminthes; Cestoda; Cyclophyllidea; Mesocestoididae.
UUCUGCUUGAACGAGUUGAAAUACCACAGUAUUUACCUUUUUCUGUGUGACGAUUUUAGCGGUGGAACUAUAUUAUCCUACGGUUUGGAGGAUGUGGUUAUAUGCACAAACUACGAGUACGACAACGUAAUCGAUUGCAAGGGCGGCACCAUUCUACCCGGCUUCACCGAUGCACACACCUAUCCAGUGUGGGGCGGUGAACGAGUGGACGACUUCAUCCAAAGGGUCGCCGGCGCCUCGUACAUGGAACUCACGGACAACGUGAACAGCUCCAACACCGACUACACAGUGGAGCAGACAGCCAAUUCGAGCGAGGAGGUUCUCUACGCGGCUGCCCUUAAAAGAAUUAAAUCGAUGACAAGCAAGGGGACAACAGCGGUCGAAUGCAAAACGGGCUACAGUUCUAGCUGGACUACGGAGAGAAAGAUCCUGCGGAUUCUUACCAAAUUAAAACGCGAGCUUCCAUUGGAUAUCUCUAUAACCUACUUUGCCGCCAGUGUUCUGUCAAAAAAUGCGUCUCCUGACGAAAUUGUCGAAGACGUGGUGCAGAGAAGACUACCUGAUCUUCAAAGCUCAAUUGAAAAUGGGGAAAUUGAAGUGGACAAUAUCGACGUGAGGUGUGCCGACGGGUUCUUCACCAUUGAUCAAUCAAGGCGGAUACUCGCGAAGGCAAUGGACAUGGGUUUGAAGCUGAACUUCCACGCUGAGAACUUCUCAAACGGGUCAGCAGCGGAUCUCGCUGCGUCGCUGAAGGCACGGGCAGUGAGUCACCUGGACGAGGUGUCACCAGCAGGUGUCGCGGCUCUCACCGCCUCUCGCACCGCCGCCGUCCUCCUCCCUGCCACGACCCUUCUGCUCCGUCGACGACCCCCUCCGGCCGUUGCCAUAGCGCAGGCCGGUGUGCCUGUUGCCCUUGGAACCGACUUCAAGGCCAAUCUCUUCUGUACUUCCAUGCCAAUCGUCAUGUACCUGGCCUGUACGACCUUGGGGCUAACACUGGAACAAGCCCUCACCGCGGCCACAAUCAAUGCAGCCUACAGCAUCAACCUCUCCCACAAACUCGGCGCGAUCACGGAAGGCCGACAAGGUGAUUUUGUCGUCAUCAACACCAAGAGGUGGGAAAAUAUCAUAUUCAGGUUGGGCGAAUCACAGGAGCUGAUUGAGUACGUCAUUAAAAAGGGAAAAGUAGUCUACUCCAAGCAGACCGGACGUGUGAGCUUCUAA